CCCAUCACCGCCCACACUCAAACAAGCAUCCUUUGUCCAUCUUUUUUUAUGUACAUGUAACUAUGUUCUACACACUCACUAUUGACACAUGGCAUGCACCACACGCACAAGCCCGCCAGCCAGCCGCUCUCCUGUACACUGACUACUCCAACCGCACUGACUGACAGCGAGACAGACCUAACCGCUGCACAAACAGACAACCUGCUUCCACACCUCUCUCUCUCUCAUGAGGCCGUGAGGUCUAUUCUGAAGCAGCCGUGCCAGUAGUAGACGUGCCGCACACCGCCAAUCACCUCGGCAGCCGUCUCACCGAAGUAGCUGAUCCACCAACACACACACACACUCACACACAUUAACACACGUGCUGAAGGAUGUGUGUGGGCGCCUACCUUCUGGAUGCGACAAGGGCUACUGCGGCGGCCAGCAGCUGCUGGUUGACGAACGCAUCCACGGCGCCCAACGCGGCUGUCUGCAGGCUGGACCGGUCGAUGUGCACCAGCUGGCCGGAGCCCUCAUGCACCACCAGCUUGCCAGACGUGCGCAAACCAGACACCUGCACGCAAUGCGCCACACACAGCACAGAACGGGUGUGAAUGUGUCGCGGCUGUAUGUAUGAGGCACUGACCUCUGUGACGUUGAGGACGCUCCACGUGUCUGCGCUGAGGAACCACUGCGUGUCGGCGGGCAGCCCCAGGUCGCUCUCUAUGUGGGCGGCACAGCGCAGGAAUGCCCCUAUCUGAUCCAGUCGAUGCCUGCACCACACACACACACACACACACAGACAUGUAUCUCUCCCUCUCUCUCCGUUUCUCUCCCUGACUCGCUCACCGUGGUGGGUCUUUCCACUGCUCGGGGCUCUGGUCGCCGGCGCGGAAGUGAAGCCCGAUGUAUGGCCUCUCGGGAUUGGCGAAUGUGCGCGAUCUCGCCCGUGCGACUUGCUCCAGCAGGAAUGGUGAUGGGCGGAAGAGGUAGUGGAAGACAUGAUGGGCCAGAUGGGGCAGAGAGAGCAGCCCUAGCGCGGCCGCACGGGACCUAGGGGGAUGCAUAGCAUGGAUAUCACCACACACAUCACAUCCAGGUCCCCUGACCGCAUGCGUCGAAUGCACCUGAGUGUUGGGUGUGUGAGGACUGCAUGGGCCCGCCUCAUGUUGGUCAUGACGAUCGCCGUCGGGGCCUCCUCCCCCACCAGAUGGUGCAGGUCGUCCAGCAGCGUGUGCACGUCGUCAAUGCCGUUAUGCCUCGAAGGGUCCGCCCACACCGCCCCCCCGGCCACUCGCCAAUCCACCCGAUUCGGCACCCACAACCGCGACCACAUAAUCGGCGUCCGGUGGUGCAGAAAGAACAGCCGCCCGGACAGAACGGCCAGCAGGAAGGUCUGGAUGAUGCCGUUCAGACGGUCCCCGUUGCCGCCGCACUGAGCGACCGACGUGCACGUGUAAACGAGGGCCUUUGUGUGGGCCUCCCCGGCCGGCCACUUGUAUGCGCCGUCGCCCUCUGCGGUCCUCCCAGCGGCCCUCACAGUGCCGACAAAGCGGGAAUGGCGUGCGGCAUAGUCGGCUAAGAGGACGUCCAGGGGGUUGGUGCACAUGUCGUCUGACAGAGGGUGGAGAGGGGUGGAGCCGACGGCGCAUGGGGCGUACUGGGUGAGCCGGCGUGCGUGGGCGGUGUGGGGGAUGGCCUGCAUCAGGGGGGCUGAGAAGAGGUGGGCUGGGGGAGUGGGGGUGUUGUUGACGAGGGCGUGGAGGUCGAUUGAGACGGCUUGCUGCAGAGAGACAGAAGAGGUGCAUCCACCACUCCCUGUGUGUGUGCGUGCGUGUGUGUGUGUGUGUGUGCUUACGGCUGUAUUGGCUGCGUAGAGGCUGCCUAUCUGGGCCCAAUCGAUUUGGCUGUGAUGGUGUCGCCGCCACACACACGUCACCGUAGAAUCUAUCACACACACAGAUAGACACACAUGAGUGUCAGGCCAACCAACACACCACACGUCCAUCCUCUAACUUGUGUGUGGUGUGUUCCACUGCCACGUCGCGUUGGCUAUGUGCCCCAUGUGUGUCGCCGUCAGAGUGCGCCACAGCCGCUUCUUUGGGAUGGAGUCCUCCACAAAGAUGAAGUGCACACCGCCCUGACACCCACAUACACACAGACACGCGCACACUGGAUGUGUUGAUCUCAUCUAUGGGUCUCACCUGAUUGGCUUUGAGCAGAGCGACUACGUCGCCAAGCGCCCGGUCCACCACCCAACGAGGCACACGGUUCGACAAACCUAUACACCCCCAACACACAAGACAGACACACCUUUCUCGUUUGGCUCACUCCCUGCUCACGCUGCCCAUUUCCAUGUACACCUACCGAUGAUGACGGCAGUGUCAUAUUGGCGGGUCUCCCUCAUCGAUGGCAGCAGCAAUGGCGGCAGCCACGCCGCUCGGGGGACGGCACCCGAGGUGUCAUUAUCGUUGUGCUUCGCCCACAUGAGGUGGGUGAAGGCGCUGCCCACAUCGGCCGUGUAGCACCACACUGCACACACAAAGACAGACAGACACACGCAUCUCUCUCUCUCUCUCCGUGUGUGUGCUGGAUGACUUACACAUGAGUAGUAUUUCCUCAGUGAUGGCGAGUGCGCCGCCGAAUAUGCUGCCAGCGACCCGCCCCACCCACAGCCGCCAGGAUAUGACGCCCCGGUACGACUCAAGCUGCUUUAACGUGCCCUGCUCGUCCCUCGUGCUGCUGCUGAAAUUGCUAUUGGUGUUGUCCAUGCGGAAAUCAUCAUGUUCUUCUUCUAUCGUUGGUGAUGUGUCUGGUGGUGGUGGGGAAAGGUCUCUGUAUGGGCGGAACGGCAGGGCGGUCUUGAAGGCCACAUCGUCCUCGAGAAAACUACGCAGCUGCACACCUAAAAUAUGAGCAUGCACACACAUCGAUGUCGAGGGUGCAUACCAUGCGUGUGGUCGGUGGGGACCUACCUGCGGUGAUUUCUUGCAGAUAGGCGACGGGCAGGCAGUCAUCCGUCCCGUUGCUCCUGGCAGCCCUCAACAGCUCCGCCGUCUCGGCGUACACAGCCGUGUAUGUGCCAUACAGCUGCUGGUAGGCGUCCAGCACCGCCAGAUGGAACACUCCACUCCGGUACUCAAAACUCCUCUCGUCCAAACAUCCACCCUCAGCCUCCCUCUCUAUGCACUGUCCCUCUCCCUCUGUCGCAUUUGUCGCAUUAGCAGUCGCAUUGACCGACACCACACGUGGCAAAAAGCACUGCCGACACAGCAUCUCGUCGGCCGCCUGCGCCAUGAAGCCCGUCGCCCGGUCGAUGACCGGCAAAGCCUUGCGGAUGGCCGCCAGCCGGCUGUUGAAGAGCUCCUUGACGGCAUCGAGGCACGCGGCACGAAUAUUGCUGUUGGUGUCGAGGGAUGGGUGGAAGUUGGUGAGGACGCUGUGGAUGGGGCUGCCGUAGACAGUCUUCAUCGACUCAACCUGGUCGAUCAUCGUCCGUUGCAGCACCGCCGUCUCGGCGUCACAGCACGAGUGGGACGAAUCAUGCCGGCUCCAGUCGCAGCGAAGGUGAUCUUUUGCCUCGGAUGCGCCGCCGUUCGGCAGUAGAGUGGCCGGUGAGCACAGCUGGGAGGAUGGUAGCAGUGGUCCGACGGGCAGCUGAUGGGCAGCAUGGGCUGAUGGCGUGGCGAUGAGGGAGAGAAAGGCGAUACGUAUCCCUAUCGAAAGCAGCAGCUGGGCGGCGUGGGUCAUGGAUCAGAC
This is a messenger RNA of Vitrella brassicaformis, 3738 nucleotides long. The record is from the annotation of a GenBank genome assembly. NCBI's taxonomy places the organism in Eukaryota, Vitrellaceae.